Molecule: messenger RNA, 1320 nt
Organism: Macrosiphum euphorbiae (potato aphid)
Lineage: Eukaryota; Metazoa; Arthropoda; Insecta; Hemiptera; Aphididae
Source: the annotation of a GenBank genome assembly
AUGGAAACGCAAAAUGGUAUCGAAAAUAUACCAUUGCCAGGCGAUUCACCAUUAAUCAGACACCCAAGAGGCUUAGAAAACACUGCACGAGUUGAAAAUCACGAUUCAUUCUUGUCCCACUGUCUUCCAAAGAAUAUUAUUUUAACUGAUUUAAUUCAUACAUUUAGACAACGAGCAAAAAGUCCUAUUUCAAAAAGACCUGUCGUUUUAAACACUUCAAAAUCAUUCAUUGAUGUCAAUGUGACUAGAACCGGUCUACGUAAUGUGGAUCUAUAUGAAAUAAUUUCACAAAUCGGUGAAGGUUCAUAUGGCCAAGUUUAUAAAGCCAAAGAAAAAAAAACUAAUAAUUUUGUGGCACUAAAAAAAGUGAGAUUAGAACAUGAAUCUGAAGGCUUUCCAAUAACUGCAAUAAGAGAAAUCAAAAUUUUAAGACAGCUAAACCAUCCAAAUGUAGUUAGUUUAAAAGAAGUUGUUACUGAUAAGGAAGAUUCGUACGAAUUCAAAAAAGGUGGUGGCUCUUUUUAUCUUGUGUUCGAGUACAUGGAUCAUGAUCUUACUGGCCUAAUAGAAUCAGGAAUGGUAGAUUUUUCAGUGAGAGAUAAUGCCAUUAUUAUGCGUCAAUUGCUCGAGGGUUUAAAUUAUUGUCACAAGCAAAAUUUCAUUCACAGAGAUAUUAAGUGCAGUAAUAUACUGCUCAAUAAUAAAGGUGAAUUGAAACUAGCUGAUUUAGGUCUUGCAAGGUUAUUCGACAAUGAGCAAGUUCGUUUGUACACAAACAAAGUAGUUACCUUACGGUACAGACCACCCGAACUUUUGUUAGGAGAAGAGAGAUAUGGCCCAUCAGUUGAUAUCUGGUCUUGUGGAUGUAUCUUAGGAGAACUUUUCAUCAAAAAAAAUAUGUUUCAUGGCAAAGAUGAGUUUGAUCAACUUGAGUUAAUAUCUCAGCUCUGCGGUAGUCCUUGUCCAGCUAACUGGCCGGAAGUCAUAAAACUGCCAUACUGGAAGUUUAUAAGUCAAAAAAAACUGCACAAUCGAAAACUUAAUGAUCAAUAUGACUUCAUUGGAAAUGAUGCUUUUGAUCUGUUAGACAAAAUGUUAACUCUGGAUCCCAGUAAACGCAUCACUGCCGAGAAUGCGUUAACAUGUUCUUGGUUGGCGAGCAUAGACACCAAUACCUGCAUUUCAUUACCUACUUGGCAAGAUUGUCAUGAACUGUGGAGUAGAAAGCGAAAAGGUCGAUCAACUACUUCCAGGAAUAACUCUUCUCUCCGUUCCAUGAAGAAAGAUCGCAAUCAAUCAGAGAACAAAACUCGAACUUAA